AUGGAUAAACUUUUAGAGAAAGCAUUUCCGAAAUCUAUAAGCCUGGACAUAUUUCCAAUAAGAAGCGUUGAAGAAAUGGAACAUUUUGAGGAAAAUGCUGAAAUGUUUCCAAAAAAUGACGUAAUUUGUGGCAUUAAAGAAUGUAUUACAAAAUCUCUACAAUUUAUCAUCACAGAAGAGUGCUUGUUAGAGUACAAUUGGGAUGGGCUGCAGAAGAAAAAAUCAUUAAAAAAAUCCAACUUAUUUGGAAAAUUUGUGUUUGACGCUCUGAAGUUCCCCGAAUACGGCUUCCCUAAUUACGAAAAUAAUAUUAAAAAAUCGAUACAAUUAAUAAAAAAUAGGGUGUAUAAAAACGUACGAUAA
Molecule: messenger RNA, 363 nt
Organism: Bactrocera tryoni
Lineage: Eukaryota; Metazoa; Arthropoda; Insecta; Diptera; Tephritidae
Exons: 3
Coding region: 1-363 (120 amino acids)
Source: RefSeq, a predicted model, not a curated record